ACAAUCAAAUGGAAACGUGACAGCACGUAUGGCGUUUUGUAGCUAGCUAUCUGAUAUUCUGAAGGGCCUUAGCUACAACUAGCAUAUCACCGCCUCAGACACGCUGGAAUGUUCUGCCAAGCUCAAUACUUCAACCCGUUUCAGAUAUGACAUGCUGCUAUUUAACAGGAAAGUUAUAAAUUCGAGCUAGCUACUGUCUUCUACUUGAUUAACAACGUCCCUGUCUCGAACUGUCAACACCUUCAUCGAGCACCAACUAGCUACAUCUCCUGGGUGCAGUCUGGCCAAGAAAAUAAUGUCCUACAGUUGAAGAUGGGAGGUAGUGGCUCCAAAACCAAGGGUUAUUGGCCUUUUGCUGGUUCAGGCAGUGUUGAUGGUGAUCCAACCAAAGAGGGAGUCGACGAACAGUCGCUGGCGAGGCUCCGAAGUUUCCAAAGGGCGACGCCCUUCGUGUUUACCAGACAAAGCUCCCUGUACUUCGACGAGGAUGGAGACCUGGCCCACGAGUUCUAUGAGGAGACGGUUGUGACGAAGAAUGGCCGCAAGAGGGCCAAACUGAAGAAGAUUCAGAAAAACCUCAUACCUCAGGGAACCAUAAAGCUGGAGCACCCCUGCAUCCAUGUGGAUUUCCCUGUCGUUCUCUGUGAGGUUUGAUGAAGCCUGGAGCCACGUUUUGAGACCAGACUCAGACUAGCCAAUGUGUCAACUCCGUCCCCCUGUUUCCCUCUCCACCUAUACUUUACCCUGAAGCCCUCUAAACCACCGUGGUCUCCCUGUGAUGAUGUUUGGCCGGAGCCCUGACCUGUGAUGAUAGACAGGCUGUCUAAACACAUGAUUGUGUUGAGCCCCUGCAUGUGGACUCUGUAAAGUGUGGCCUGUGUGCAGUCACGUUACACAAAGUAGUACCUGGCCACUUACGGAGACCGUCGAUGAUCUGUGAAACACGUCAGUUAAGAUGGCUGAAGACAUAAUUAUUGCUCACGUUACCCUCAACCUGUUCAAUAUAUACAGUAUGUGUGUUAGUGGAUAUGGAAUGAAGUGUGACAACAGCUUGUCUGCCUGUCUCACAGCAGCAGUGUGCUCUGGUAGGAGGAUCCAUUGUACGUUGUAAGAAGAAUGUAAUGGGACAAUAUGAGUUGAACCAUGGGCUGUUAAGUAGAGUCUCUCAAAAUAGGCCGGCAAUCCUAUAUCUUUAAACCCUGCCCUAGAGAGUUAAUUUACCAUCUGUACGCAUUAAGGGGUGAGAUUUUCCGAUACCUGUUCAGUCUUCAGAGCUUCCAGAGUAAUGAUAGGGCUUCAGCUAUUAGGGCCAUAUCCUGUGGUCAGAGAUAUAGAAAUAUUUAAUGCACAUUAUAUGUUUACAAGUAAAACAAAAAAACACCAUGGCUUGAUAUAAUUUCCACCAUGUGUGAUGAUGGCUCUGCUUCUCAUUUCCCCAUGAUGGAGCUAAACAAUUGGUGGCCAAUGUGAUGUAAGCUUAUCUUAAUGUGACGUGUUGUAAUGUUUGACUGGCUGUGGUGAUCAUGGUGUCAAGACCAGGGCUUUAUGAAAUGUUUGAGUGACGGGCUGGGGUCUGAUCCUAGCUCGGCAAUCCUACUGAAUUGCUUUUUUCCCCCUUUUUUUUUUUAGCACUGGCCCAGGCUUCAGACACAUGUACAGAGAAGCACGAACUUUAGUCCCCCUGGGAAAGUCCUCUGUUCCUUCACUGCUUUAGCGCAAUACAUUUCACUGUUAAUUUAUUUUAACUGUUAUAAUGGCAUUAUUUUUAAUUACAACUCAAAAUGUA
This is a messenger RNA of Oncorhynchus tshawytscha (Chinook salmon), 1786 nucleotides long. Its product is annotated as tumor suppressor candidate 2. The transcript is spliced from 4 exons. Gene Ontology annotation, biological process: inflammatory response; regulation of mitochondrial membrane potential. Gene Ontology annotation, cellular component: mitochondrion. The record is from RefSeq and is a predicted model, not a curated record. Bases 313 to 654 code for a protein of 113 amino acids. NCBI's taxonomy places the organism in Eukaryota, Metazoa, Chordata, Actinopteri, Salmoniformes, Salmonidae.